UUUUUCAUUAAACUCAAUCUGAAAAGUCGUCUAAUAUCAAAUCUACAGCUUAUUAUAAAGACCAAACCACAUUCUUUUUGAAUACUUAUGAAGAACCAUUUACACAGUUGUGAACUCUUGUAUUUAUUUUUAUAACACAGUAAAACUGGUUUAAGCCGUUCAAACUGUGAUAACAAACAAAUUCAAUUAAGUUUUAGAUAAAAAAUAAAAUUAUAACUAUGUUAAACACGUCUUUGUACCGAAGCGAAAACUUGAAGUUUGAUGUAAUCAAAAAACCGCUUCCAUAUUUGGAAAAUGUCGGCGAUCCACGAGAGCCGAGUUUCAUUUCGGUUUUACACCCGAGACCCAGAGUACCUAUACUUAAAAUUCAGUCGGCAUCUUUUCACGAGCACUCCGAGAAAAGAAAUCCUUUCGGAAAACCGAUUUACACCGUCGAAUACAGCGACCAAGAUCUGAAACGAAUUCGACGAGUUGAGUUGAGCAAUGAAUAUAUCAGAAAUUACGAAGCCCGGUUAGCCGAACAAGGCCUUCCGAACACGCCAUCGCCCAAUCGCUUACGCCAGAUGUCGGCUAAGAGUCACAAGUCGCUUAGGUUGAAGAGUUCAAGUACCUUUAGAGGGAGGAAUUUCGUGUCUCCUAAGCCCCCCAGAACCCAACCCUCUAUUCCACAAUAUGAAACGCGGCCCGAUCUCAAUAUGAGCAACCCAGUUCCUGAGCCGGAAAAUCCAAAAACCAGCCGCACUCUUCGCCCACAGAACAGUUUCGCUGACGCCGCAGUCGACCCGCAGCCACCCACCGUUGAUUACGUCAUAGCCGACGAUCGCGGAAUCCAGACCGCAAACGCCGACAUCAAAAUGGUCAGCCCUGUCGGACGUUCCGACUUCGCAGGUCCCGUCUCGGAGCGUCUGUCGACAACAGCGCUGCAUAAGAGAAGAAAUGGUAAUAUUUACGAGAGGUUGCAACACAAAAGUGGGAAAGUGCCUGAAGAUUUCACAGUCGGGAAUUUUGCCACGAAUAAGAAGUUAAUUAAGAGGGAUUAUAAACAAGAAAGACAGUCUGAGAAUGACACUCUUGAUGAUUGGAUAGCAAUUGACCAGCUCAAAUCCACAUCCAACGAGUCUAGGCUAGAAAGACGAAUCAGUAGGAAGAAGAGUGCUAUACAGGAGACGAAGAGCAAGUUCAGCAAAGUCACGACCCCCGAAGAGUAUCCGAAACUCACCAGAGCUUCAGUCAUGUUGAGUGCCAGUGUUCAUUUGAUGGACCAGUAUUUAAAACAGCUGAAAACUGAAAAAUAAUUCAUAUAAGCUUUGAAUAUUUUUUUGGAUUAUAAAUUCUCAACAUGUUGAGCUGCAGUUUUAUAUAUUAUUAUUUUUAGCAUUAAAUUGGAACAUGAUCCGGCUUUUUCUAAAAUAAUGAAGAAGAGCGAUUGUUUUUACUUUAUGGAAGAAAGAAAACUUAAAGCCAGCCG
This is a messenger RNA of Symsagittifera roscoffensis, 1468 nucleotides long. RefSeq lists its product as uncharacterized. The record is from RefSeq and is a predicted model, not a curated record. NCBI's taxonomy places the organism in Eukaryota, Metazoa, Xenacoelomorpha, Acoela, Convolutidae. The transcript is spliced from 3 exons. The coding region runs from base 219 to 1295 and encodes 358 amino acids.